This is a messenger RNA of Bombina bombina (fire-bellied toad), 2151 nucleotides long. It is a transcript of the gene SLC29A3, whose product is annotated as solute carrier family 29 member 3. The record is from RefSeq and is a predicted model, not a curated record. Gene Ontology annotation, cellular component: Golgi apparatus; plasma membrane. Gene Ontology annotation, biological process: nucleoside transmembrane transport. The coding region runs from base 105 to 1499 and encodes 464 amino acids. NCBI's taxonomy places the organism in Eukaryota, Metazoa, Chordata, Amphibia, Anura, Bombinatoridae. The transcript has 6 exons. Gene Ontology annotation, molecular function: nucleoside transmembrane transporter activity.
CCGCCCUUGUAUUAAGCUAGUCAGGAAGGAGACGGCUGAGAGGCCGACACAGACAUCAACAAAAACAUCCCAGCCGCACUCCGGACAUAUGUGCUGCCCAGAAAAUGUCAGACGACAGUUUGUGCAGUACAAACUCUGCAUAUAAACAGUCACAAUCAGAAGAAGAAGAGCCUUUGCUGGAAAAUGAACACAAAACGUCGUAUUAUGUCCGAAGACCAGAGGAUCACUUUAACUGUACAUAUAUUAUGUUUUUUAUGUUAGGGGUAGGGUCAACACUCCCCUGGAACUUUAUUUGCACUGCAAAACACUACUGGAUAUACAAACUCAGGAACUGUUCCGAUGCACCAAUAGUGGAGAGUCCUGGCACCUCAGAUCUAAGUGAUUACUUUGAGAGCUAUUUCUCUAUAGCUUCCGCUGUGCCGGCAGUACCAUGCCUAGCGCUGAAUUUCAUCCUCGUCAACAGGGUGUCUCCGAAGACGCGAAUAGUCUCGUCACUGGUUGUUAUGCUUUUGAUCUUCAUUUUCAUCACUGUAUUGGUCAGAGUAGACACAUCCACCUGGACACAGGAGUUCUUCGCCUUGACUUUGGUCUGCGUGGCCAUUCUCUGUGGAGCAGCAAACGUCUUCACUGCCAGUGUCUUUGGGGUGACAGGAACCUUUCCAAUGAAACACUCUCAGGCGCUGAUUUCAGGCCAAGCUAUGGGAGGUACUAUCAGUGCACUGGCGGCAUUAGUAGAUCUAGCGGCUGCGUCUAAUGUUAUGGUCAGUGCUCUUGCCUACUUCCUCACUGCUGAUGUCUAUAUUCUAUUAUGCAUCGUUAUCUACUUGAUUCUUCCCAGAAUGGAAUAUCCCAGUUAUUAUAUGAAGAUAUGUGAUGAGAAAUUACCCAGUUCUUCACCUGGAAGUUCUUCUCAAGAUGCAGACGUCACCGUAGCCGGACCCAAAAGCAAGAACUCUCCGCCCCUGCGUCCCAUCAUCAAAAAGACAUUAGUGUUAGGGGCUUGUUUGUUUUACGUCUUUUUUAUUAGCAUUAUCAUCUUCCCAACCAUUUCUGCCAGCAUAGAGUCAGUGGACAAGUACUCUGGGAGUGACUGGACCUUAAAAUACUUCACCCCUUUAACUUGCUUUCUCAUGUACAAUUUUGCUGAUUUUUGUGGCCGUCAGAUAACAACAUGGAUCCAGAGCCCUGGACCAAACAGCAAACUAUUGCCCGCUCUAGUGUUGCUCAGAACGUUAUUUAUACCGAUGUUCAUGUUUUCUAAUUACCAACCCCGGAAACACAUAUACAAAGUGAUUUUUCAGAGUGACGUCUACCCAGUGAUUUUCAUCAGUCUUCUCGGGUUUAGUAAUGGCUACCUCGGAACGCUGUCUAUGGUGUACGGGCCAAAAGUGGUUUCUAAGGAACUGGCCGAGGGCACUGCAGUGGUCAUGUCUUUUUUCCUAAGCCUGGGUUUAGCUGUGGGGUCAGCCUUCUCUGCAGUGAUUGUACAUCUAAUAUAAAGCUUGAAAAGGCCUGUCAGUUAUUUUUUACAAAUUAACUGAGCUGGCUAGGCCGUCUCUUAUUGCCAUGACAACAGAGGAGUGCAUGUUUCUUGGCCACAAAUGCUCGUAGCCACACUGGCCAGCAAACAAAAUUAUGCUUCAUUUUUAUGUAAACGUAUGUACUUUUUUUUAACGAAUACAAACAGUGGAUCAUUACUUUUAAUUUGUUUUAACAACUGUUCCUUUUUAACAUGAUAGUACUAUUCGGUUAAUAAUAUUAUUAUUGUUAUUUUAUUUUUUUUAACUUCAAAAAAGCAAUAUUCUUCAUUUGGGAGCAUCAUGAUGUUGUAAACUGCAUUGUUUGUUCCAUUUAUGUCUUGAACUGCAUGAGAAAGGAUACAUUAAUAUAUGUAUGCAAUAAGCAUGAUCAUUUAUAGUGUAUAUAUAGGAAGCUGAGAUCUAAAAAUUAACUUUGUAUUUUCCUUUUUCAUACCCACAGUAGUAUACAGAAGAUGUAAAUUGUGACAAAUUUCUUAUCUACGGAGGGAUGGAUGUGAUGAUUUGUCUAUAAUUACUUAUAAGCAAUUAAAUCCCUUUACAGUUUGACAUAUUCAGAGCAUAACAGCUGCUACAAAGUAUACUUUUUAUUAAAGUACUUGAAUUCAACAUA